Molecule: messenger RNA, 1552 nt
Organism: Cotesia glomerata
Lineage: Eukaryota; Metazoa; Arthropoda; Insecta; Hymenoptera; Braconidae
Exons: 4
Coding region: 37-1191 (384 amino acids)
Biological process (GO): sensory perception of taste
Cellular component (GO): dendrite; membrane; axon
Source: RefSeq, a predicted model, not a curated record
UUCUCAUUUCUUUAAAAAGAAAAUUAUAUUAUCAAUAUGUUAUAUUACCAAUAUUAUAAAUUUAUACAAGAUAUUUUUAGUAGAAUUCUCGGAUUAUCACCAUGGACUCAUAAUAAAAAAGAAAUUUGGGAAUUCUCAUACGUCGGAACAUGUUAUAACAUAUCAAUAAGCUUAAUUAUAAUUUUACUCGGUGUUUACGAAGUAUUAGACGAGUCAUUUGCAGAUAAGUUUCCCGGAAAAUUAGUUCCGUUGAUAAUAGUCAAAGUAAUAUUCAUUACAUUGUUAUGCACAAGUUUUAUUCCACUCGUUUACAUUAUAAAACAGAAGCAGCUAAUAAGAGUUAUGAACCGCUUCAAAGAUGUUGAUAGGGUGUUAAGCAAGUGCAAAAAUUAUGAACAAAAAUACGAUCACACCAACAUCGUAAUAUUUUGUAUUAAUUUCUUAACAACCAUUUUUUUAAUAUUAAUAUUGGACGCAUGUUAUUUUUCGAUAGUCAGAAUUUUCAUCGAAAAUCUGCCGACAAUAAUCGGCGGGGGUGUAAUGAUACAGUAUGCUAUGAUAGUUAACAAGUUAAAUAAAAGAUUCGACAUUAUUAAUACAAUUUUUUUGAAGUUGGGUAGUCUCAAAGUGGAUGCUACCCCACAAGUAUUUACUGUGACUCAAGUAACGUCGCGAAAAUUGAUCAUUACCGACAUUGAUAACCUCAAAUACGCGUUUGUAGAAUUGUGCGAAAUGUGCCAAUAUACUGCUGACUUUUAUGGAAUGUCUGUUUUAAUUUCCAUUCUUUGCUAUGCUGAAAGAAUUAUAUUUUGUGUGUAUCUCAGUCUUUUACCGGCGUUGGAACUCGGGAAUUUUGAGACGAUAUGGCAAGUUACGGCGCCACGUUUGAUAUGGAUCGUUUUUGUAUUUCUAAUGUUUACUUCGAGCAUCACAACAAUCAAGAAACAGACGAGUCAUCUGGCGAAAAAUAUAACAACACUGCGAGAUCGAAAUAUGACAGAUGAUAAAAUUGUGGAAAAAUUGUCUCAAUUUUCCAUCGAUCUCUUGCAUUUAAAGGUAGAAUUUACUGCUUAUGAUAUAAUGCCUUUAGAUCGUACGCUUCUCGCAAUAAUUACGGGUACCAUUACAAUGUAUCUAAUAAUUGCAAUACAGUUCGCCGACAGUCCAUCUUCAGAAAAAACUAAAUUGUGAUCACGUAUUUUCUUUUCUCAUCAAAUCAAUUAUGAAAAUAAGGUUAAUAUAAUAUACGCGCUGAGUACUGAUGUGACAUUCAUAUUACUGCAACUGAACAAUCGAUAUUAUGACGUGCAAACAAAGUAAUUACCAAGGAAUAUAAAAACUGCAUACAGAAUAAAAUUAUAGAUUUAAUAUAAAUCGUGAUAUCACACAUUCAAUACUACUAAGCUCCAGUAUGCAGCGAAAAAAGUUACUAAUUCAGUAUGUGACCAAUAUUUUACGUUUCAAUGCAUUUUUUUGAAACAAAUUGGACUGUCAUCCUGGAUACUAAGCACACUCAAACAAAAUUAACUUGAAUAAAAAGAAAAAUUCUAAA